Molecule: messenger RNA, 932 nt
Organism: Stegastes partitus (bicolor damselfish)
Lineage: Eukaryota; Metazoa; Chordata; Actinopteri; Pomacentridae
Gene: cdab
Product: cytidine deaminase b
Exons: 4
Coding region: 43-543 (166 amino acids)
Cellular component (GO): cytosol
Molecular function (GO): cytidine deaminase activity; zinc ion binding
Source: RefSeq, a predicted model, not a curated record
UUCACAGACUCAGAAACAACUUUACAAACCUCAGGAGCAAGUAUGGACAGAGUCAAGUCUAGCAGCAGGGAGGUGAUGCAUGUUAAGGACCCUGGCUCCAGACACUUGUCCCAAGAAACAGUCCAGACACUGAUUCAUCAGUCUCAGGAGGCAAAGAAGCAAGCCUACUGUCCUUACAGCAAAUUCAGAGUGGGAGCCGCUCUCCUGACACAUGACAACUGUGUGUUUACAGGUUGCAAUGUGGAAAAUGCAUGCAACAAUCUUGGAGUGUGCGCUGAAAGGACUGCCAUCUCAAAGGCUGUGUCAGAAGGCUACAGAAGUUUCAAGGCUAUUGCAAUUGCCAGUGACCUGAAAGACCAUUUUAUCUCCCCAUGUGGUGGCUGCAGGCAGGUCAUGAGAGAGUUUGGGUCCAAUUGGGACGUGUACCUAUCAAAGCCUGAUGGUUUGUACAGGAAGAUGACUGUGGACGAGCUGCUGCCCGUCUCCUUCGGCCCCGAAGACAUGUCCAUGGAAAAAGUGUUUGACAUUCCUAACGAGUACUGAGCCCGCGUACUAGUACAAAAACACAUACAAGUGUUAGCUGUUUGAAUCGCCUCGACACAUACUGUGUUUCAUGUACAUGCUGAGCAGAAGUUUAUAUUUAUGGUAAAUAUUUGUUCCUGUGUUAUCUACUAAUUGUUAACAGUGUCAUGUUUAAAUUGAUUUUAUCUACAUUGAAAUUUUAAUAAAUGCAAAGUCUGGUAAAUUAAUUGUAAAGAUUCAUUAGUGAGCUAUUUAUGUACUUUAUCAUGCUCAAUGCUGUUUAUGUAGAUUUACAAAACAAGAAAAAAGAAAUGUAUUAGUUUAAAGAAGCGUGUGGGGAAAAAUGACAAAAUAUCAACGCCAGUCAUACUUAUCCACACAUUUUAAUAAAUAAACAGCUUUAAAAAGGA